AUGAAGGGACACCCAAGAUUUGGUAAAAGGGGUAAGUUAACACCCCGAUACGUAGGUCCGUUUCAAAUCCUGGAAAGGAUAGGUCCAGUGGUCUUUCGUGUUGCUCUUCUACCGAAUAUAGAGCAAGUGCAUGACAUAUUCCAUGUCUCAAUGUUACGAAGGUAUUUGCAAGAUCCAUCCCAUGUUAUAGAUUAUCAACAAAUUGCCUUGGAUGACAAAUUGAUUUAUGAGGAGAAACCAAUUCAGAUUCUGGAUCGACAAAUGAAACAAUUGCGAAGUAAAGUGAUUCCUACGACAAAGGUAGAAUGGCAGGAGCAUUACGGAAAAGAAGCUACUUGGGAACGAGAGGAGGAAAUGAAGCAACGGUACCCAGAGUUAUUUUCGACUUAA
This is a messenger RNA of Camellia sinensis, 390 nucleotides long. RefSeq lists its product as uncharacterized. NCBI's taxonomy places the organism in Eukaryota, Viridiplantae, Streptophyta, Magnoliopsida, Ericales, Theaceae. The record is from RefSeq and is a predicted model, not a curated record.